AUGUGUUGUACAGCACCGAUGGAUACACGACCCUCGGAAACUACCCCAUGUGUCGCCAAGACAAUUGCUGCGAGGGGAGGACCGCUUUCACUGGGGUGCUUCAAUGAUGACGGCGACGACCGCAUCAUGGAUGACCGCGCUCUUGUCGACACUUCGAUGACCACCGAGCUGUGCGAGCUCACGUGCGCCGGGUCUUCCUACUUCAGCACUCAGUACGGACGAGAGUGUUGGUGUGGGCCGGCUGGCACCGACUACGAAAAGCAUGGGGAGUCGACUGAGUGCACCUAUGAAUGCCCCGGGAACCCAGACGAGACAUGCGGAGGCUUCUACGCCGCCAGUGCCUACGCCUACUCGACGGUGGAGCCAACGCCCACGUUUUCCUAUGUGGGAUGCUUCCAAGACGACCAGGACCGUAUCAUGGAGCUCGCGCUGACGGAGAGUUCUUCCAUGACCACGGAGCUGUGCGAGCUCACGUGCGCCGGGUCUUACUACUUCAGCACUCAGUACGGACGAGAGUGUUGGUGUGGGCCGGCUGGCACCGACUACGAAAAGCAUGGGGAGUCGACUGAGUGCACCUAUGAAUGCCCCGGGAACCCAGACGAGACAUGCGGAGGCUUCUACGCCGCCAGUGUCUACGCCUACUCGACGGUGGAGCCAACGCCCACGUUUUCCUAUGUGGGAUGCUUCCAGGACGACCAGGACCGCAUCAUGGAGCUCGCGCUGACGGAGAGUUCUUCCAUGACCACGGAGCUGUGCGAGCUCACGUGCGCCGGGUCUUCCUACUUCAGCACUCAGUACGGACGAGAGUGUUGGUGUGGGCCGGCUGGCACCGACUACGAAAAGCAUGGGGAGUCGACUGAGUGCACCUAUGAAUGCCCCGGGAACCCAGACGAGACAUGCGGAGGCUUCUACGCCGCCAGUGUCUACGCCUACUCGACGGUGGAGCCAACGCCCACGUUUUCCUAUGUGGGAUGCUUCCAGGACGACCAGGACCGUAUCAUGGAGCUCGCGCUGACGGACAGCUUUUCCAUGACCAUGGAGUAUGUACGGGUGGCAGAAUAG
Molecule: messenger RNA, 1062 nt
Organism: Ectocarpus siliculosus
Lineage: Eukaryota; Phaeophyceae; Ectocarpales; Ectocarpaceae
Source: the annotation of a GenBank genome assembly